Messenger RNA from Scylla paramamosain (green mud crab), 489 nucleotides. RefSeq lists its product as uncharacterized. NCBI's taxonomy places the organism in Eukaryota, Metazoa, Arthropoda, Malacostraca, Decapoda, Portunidae. The record is from RefSeq and is a predicted model, not a curated record. Bases 1 to 489 code for a protein of 162 amino acids. The transcript is spliced from 2 exons.
AUGUUGGUGCCCCGGGCCGCCCCAGCCUGCGCCAUGCCCGCCGCCUCGCCCACGCGCCCCGCCCCGCGCCCCAUCACGCCCGCGGCUGCCUACUCCCACCACUACCACAUGUCUCCGCCGGCGCCGAGCUACGGGCGGCCCCGCCUGAUGGCCGCCCUCACGCAGCCCUCGCCCCCGGGGGUGUCUCGGUCCCGCUCCCCCCACCCCAGCCUGGCCCAGUACGAGGUGCCUGGCCUGCCCCUCAGGGCGCCGCCCCACGCCUUCCGUCCCCCUGGCGUUCAUGGUUCCCUGGGCUCCCCCAAGCAGGCCGCCGUGUGCCCCGAGGCACGCGCCCCCUACCCCACCCCCGACCUACCCGACACCCACCCACCUCCCUGGCGGUCUGACGCGCCGCCUCAAGCCUCGGACAUGCCCUUCGACCUGUCCACGCACAACCGCGAGCCGCGCAUGUCCCCUGCCUCGCGCCCCCUGGACCUGACGAGAAUAUGA